ACUUGGUUGUUUCCACCCUAGAAGCACCUAUAAGGAUCUGCGAAGCCAGAUGAUGCCCAUUGACCUGGGGCAGGCCCUAAGCUUGCUGCCUUCGCUGGCAAAGAAUGAGGAUUCCGCCUUCUCUGGACCAGAUGCUCCCCCUCAAGAGGAGCUUUCCAGCCCCGAGACUGCACGCCAGCUUUUCAGGCAGUUUCGUUAUCAGGUGAUGUCUGGGCCCCACGAGACCCUGAGACAACUCCGAAAGCUCUGUUUUCAAUGGCUGCGGCCAGAGGUUCAUACCAAGGAGCAGAUCCUAGAGAUCCUCAUGUUGGAACAGUUUCUGACCAUCCUUCCUGGGGAGAUCCAGAUGUGGGUGCGGAAACAGCAUCCAGAAAGUGGAGAAGAAGCAGUGACGCUGGUGGAGAGCUUAAAGGGAGAUCCUCGGAGACUGUGGGAGUGGAUCAGUAUAAAAGUUCUAGGACAGGAGAUCUUAUCGGAGAAGAAGGAAUCCCCAAGCUCCUCAGUGGGUGACCUGGAGCCACAUCUGGAAGAGGUGCCCUUGGAGGUGGGACUUCAGCGUUCUCCCUCAGGGCCUCGGGAGCUGCUGAGCCACAGCGUGAAAGAGGAGUCUGACACAGAACCAGAAUUAGCUCUGGGAUCCCAGGUUCCUGCCCAGCAUGAGGAGAGGGGCGUCAGAGAUCAGGACAUGGGAGCCGCCCUUCUCUCAGUAGCUCCUCAGGAGCAGUGGCGACACCUGGAUUCCACUCAGAAGGAGCAAUACUGGGAUCUUAUGCUGGAGACCUAUGGGAAAAUGGUCUCAGGAGCAGGAAUUUCCAACUCUAAACCCGGCCUGACUAAUUCAGCACAAUAUGGGGAAGAGCUGGCAGGCCUACACCUUCACGUCAGUGAGAAGAUCCCAAGAGUCAGUUGUGUAGGAGAUAGACAAGAAAAUGACAAAGAAAACCUAAACUUGGAAAAUCACAGGGACCAGGAACCUCUGGAUGCUUCCUGUCAGGUCUCAGGUGAGGCUCCUCCUCAGGCAUCCUUGAGGGGCUUCUUCAGUGAAGAUGAGCCAGGACACUUUGGAGAAGGAGUGAAUCUCCCUGAGACUCUGGAAAACCUUCACAGUGAAGGGGCAGCAGAAAGACUGUCUCCCCCUGAAAGGAGUUCUGGGAAACAGCUGGCACAGUACAUGCCUAAUCCCCCUCCUGAAGAACUGUCUGCUAUGUGGCUUGAAGAGAAGAGAGAGGCUUCUCAGAAGGGACAGCCGAGAGCCCCUAUGGCCCAGAAAUUCCCCACCUGUAGGGAGUGUGGGAAAACCUUCUAUAGGAUUUCACAGCUUGUCUUUCACCAGAGAACUCAUACUGGAGAGACAUACUUUCAGUGUCCCAUCUGCAAAAAAGCCUUUCUGAGGAGUUCAGACUUUGUAAAACAUCAGAGAACUCAUACAGGAGAGAAGCCCUGUAAAUGUGAUUACUGUGGGAAAGGCUUUAGUGACUUCUCAGGAUUGCGCCACCAUGAGAAAAUCCACACAGGAGAGAAACCCUACAAAUGUCCCAUCUGUGAGAAAAGUUUUAUUCAGAGGUCAAACUUUAAUCGACAUCAGAGAGUUCACACGGGAGAGAAACCUUAUAAAUGUUCUCACUGUGGCAAAAGUUUCAGCUGGAGCUCGAGCCUUGACAAACAUCAGAGAUCCCACUUAGGAAAGAAGCCCUUUCAGUAGCCACUGUCUCUUAGCUCUUUUCUGUCUCCCUGUUCAUUUAAAAAUGCCCAGCUCUACUUGGAUGAUUCAUUCCUAAGAGGAAAUUCUGUCUCUGUGUUUUUUGUGGCAUGGAGGGGAGAGCACCUAGACAUGGUUUUGAACUUGGAAGCUAUAUCAGCCUCUGGAUUUGAUGAUGGUGUAGCUUUGUGCUUCUGUAUCAGAAGAAAGAAUAGUCUCUGUGUUUCAGCCCAUCUCGUUUUUUGAAGUCUCUGGGGAAAAAAAGUCACCAAGAGACUGGUUUUGGACAUGCCCUCUGGGUAGAGUUGGACUGGAGUGCCUGUAGUUAGUGCUCAAGGGAGGAGCCUUAGACUGGUCCUUUAUGCUUGGGUUCCAGAUAGGUCUGCUGUUAUACAAGGGGAGGCAGAGAUGCCUUGUGAGCCCAUGUGUGUUCCUUGUUAUAUGAGUGAAACAUUAACUUCAAGCGUCCCAUGUCUGAAAUAAACUUAGUCCAGUCAC
This is a messenger RNA of Chinchilla lanigera (long-tailed chinchilla), 2197 nucleotides long. It is a transcript of the gene Znf18, whose product is annotated as zinc finger protein 18. Gene Ontology annotation, molecular function: RNA polymerase II cis-regulatory region sequence-specific DNA binding; DNA-binding transcription factor activity, RNA polymerase II-specific. NCBI's taxonomy places the organism in Eukaryota, Metazoa, Chordata, Mammalia, Rodentia, Chinchillidae. Gene Ontology annotation, biological process: regulation of transcription by RNA polymerase II. The record is from RefSeq and is a predicted model, not a curated record.